GUCAAUCACACAAUGGGCGCACAAGUGUCGUACGUCAAAAGUGUGUAGUUUUUAUGCAGUGUAGUGUCGAAUUAUCACGGAUAUUUUUAUAGUUUGAUAAUGCAUUUUACUUAUUUCGUGUUAAAAAUUCGAACGUUUUUAUGAUAAUCUUCUGUAGGUUGUUAUUUAAUGCUAAUUUUGAGCAAACCUGACAUGAUGUCCGAAUCGGGUGACGUCCCACAGUCCGCAAGUCCCGCUGAAAGGGACAAACCACCAAGUAGAGUAAUUAUAACCGACGAGGAGGCGAAUUGCCACACUAUACAAGAAUGGCAGAAUUGCUGGCGGCAACAAGAUAUAUAUUUAAAUCAUCUAGAAAGGAAAGCAAAUCAACAUGAAGGGGAGCUGGCAGAUUUACGACAAGCCAACGAGAGGAUCAAGGGACAGCUGUUAGAAUCUCAGCAGAAGGAAAAAACUUUAGUUCGCAAAUUGGCUGCUAAAGAACAGGAGACACAAGAUUAUGUGUGUCAGCUAAACGAAUUAAAAAGUUCCCAAGUUCCGACGACCUCAUCUUUACGAACCGUACUCCUAGACCCGGCUAUAAAUAGUAUAUUGCAACAUCUCCAAUCGGAACUUCAAGCGACCCAAUUAAAAUUAGAAGACACUCAAAACGAAUUAUCGGCGUGGAAGUUUACACCGGACUCCAAUACCGGAAAACGUCUAAUGGCAAAAUGUCGUCUACUAUAUCAAGAAAACGAAGAACUCGGCAAAAUAACCAGUUCCGGUCGAAUAGCUAAACUCGAAAGUGAUUUGGCGUUGCAAAAAAGCUUCUCGGAGGAAGUUAGACAGAGCCAAAACGAAUUGGACUCAUUUUUAGCCGAUUUGGACGAAGACGUAGAAGGAAUGCAAAGCACCAUUCUCUUUCUUCAGCAAGAAUUGAAGAAAGCUAAAGACUCUAUACAGACGCUUCAGAAAGAGAACGCUGCUUUGAAGCAAACGUCCAACGGUAGGGCUAACGGUGACACUAGUGUGUGCGAACGAGAACAGACAGAUUCGGACAGCGAGUUAGAGCGGACACGUGGUGUUAAACGGAUUAGAAGGUCUUCGGUACUAAGUAUCGAUUAUAAUGAAGAUGACACUCUUGUUAUUAAUACAAAUGGCGAUGCCACUAUUUCUUCUGAUCCUGAAUAGAAAAUAUUAAUAUAAACACUAUAGAUAUAUAUCUAAAUUAUAACCUACACUUUGCAUUCUCACAAAUAGGUAUUAAUAUUUUUUUUUUUUUUUUCAUACCUAUUAUAUUUUACACCGUGCCAAAAAAAUCGACCAUUUUAUAUAUUUUUUUCCCAAUAUCUAAUCUCUUGGUGUAAUUUUUACGAGGUGGGGUAGUUAGCCCACACGUUCAACCCUCUGUAGAAGAACAACAUCCCUUUCCAGUCUCCCAAAUCUUCAUCUGGUGCGGGAGGUUACCACCAGAUACCAACGAGGAGGUGGGAAUAGGAAUUGAGAGGCUUGUCCUCAGUAGCAGGGACCUAGAGGAUGUAUUGGCGCAUUACUGGUUCUAUGAAGACCCUAGGCUGGUGACAGAACUGCCUGAGGAGCGGGGGAUGCCCAAGGCAAGCUGGAUGAUGUCAAAGAGGAUCUCCUGGAGAUAGGUGUGGAGACGUGAUGACUAAAGGAAUGUGGUGAAUGAGGACAAGGCUCUUUGAGAGUCAUAGUUGCAGUCUGGUUUUUAAAUUAUAAAGAAAAUAUUAUUUUGGGUGGGAAAACAAAAUGUUGUGAGAGUUUGAGCCUUUGUCUCAUUAAUCCUAAACCAUCGAAAUUAAUGAAAUUGAUUCGGAGACUUGUUUUUAAGAGAAUUUAAUAAUUUACAAAAAAAGAUUUUCAGAAUUUGUUUUUUUAACUUUGGAAUUUGGAACAAUUAGUAUCCGUGGAAAAAUCCUAUUGGAUGGAAAUUUUUGAAGGCAUAUUGAUUCCCUAUAAAACAUUUUUAGCUAAAUCCAUUCAUUUGAAAGUUGUUAAAGUUGGACUGAACUGAAAAUCAUUUUAUUGAUAUUACUUUUAUUUUAUCAACAAAAUUAUGGAAAAUUUGGAAAAAUCAAAAUGUUUUGAUUUAUUAGCAUUGAAAAUGCUGUAGAUUCAAUUUUUUUGGGUGUUUUUAUAACUUACAAAUGCAAUUUCCGAAGAAAAUACCUUUCCGAUGCUAAUAAAUCAAAAUUAUCUUCAAUUUUUUCAAAUUCUGUUAAUAAAAUAAAAAUUAUCAAUUAAAUGAUCAAAAUUUUCAGUUUACUUCGACUCCAACUUUAACUUUGAAUAACUUUUAAAUGAUUGAAUUUAGCUUAAAAUGUUUAGUGACAUUUUUUAUAAGAAAUCAAUUUCCCUUCAAGAAUUUCCAUUGGAUUUUUUUACAUAUACUGAUUUUUCCAAAUUCCAAAGUUAGAAAAUCAUAUUCUGAAAUUAUACCAAUUUUCAAGGCGUCGUUUGAGAAAAAAGAUGGUUUAGAGACAAAAACCCGCUCCAGAAAAAAAAAGUUGCUUUGAUAUACCUCUUAUUAUCAAUAUUGAAGUUUCCAAUUCUCAAAAUUUUCUUCUUAUCCCAAAUAAUAUUUUCAUAUACUUUGAAAAAAAAAUCGAUUUUUUUGGCUCCUGUAAUAUAAAUAUAUAUGUGUAUAAAAAAAUGUGAUAUUUGACAUGAAAAUGCAGUUUCAAACUGUUCAUUAUUAUUUUUUAGGCAAGAGUUAUUGAAAAAACAUUGAUAAAAAUAUUUAUUUAUUUAAAAUUGAAAUUGAUAAAACAAAUUUGAAACUGAUGACUUUUGCCUUCUUUUUCUAUUUUAUUUUCUCCCCCCAAACAAUUUUCAUCCCAAAAUUUGUUAAAAAAAACUUUGGACUUACGAAACAACUAAUUCCUAUGGGAAUAUAUUUUAAAAAGGUAUAUUGGUUUUACGGCGUUUUAGGUGCUAAUUAAAAUGUCAUACUCUAUAAAUAUCUACAGGGGUUUUUAUUUCGGACUACUUCAGUUGUUUGUUUAUAAAUUAUAGUAACUACUGCUUUAAAAUAGUUUUUUAAUCAUAUUAUUUUCUAUAAGAGCUAGAUUUUUGUGAUAAUUUCUUUUUAUUAAAAUAUUUGAUUAAAUGUAAACAUAUUAAUACCUAUUUUGAUAGAUAUAAAAGAAAGUUCAGUGUAAAUGAAAAGUAAACGAAUUGUUUCCCUUUGAAAUUUUCAGAAUAACUUGUAGUAAACAAUAUAAUUAAUUUUAAAUAAUCGAGAUUAUGUACAAUACAGUAUUUGAAAAUAUUUUAUGUGGAAUGUCAUGUAAAAUCACAACGUUGUCUAUAUGGUGAUUACGUUAUUCGUCUAAUAGAAAUUAUUUCGUUAAAGUAUAUAAAUGAGAAGAAAUUUGAUAAAUCUUGAUUUAAAUGGGUUAAAAAUGUAAUUUAUACUUUAAAAAAUCAAUUUUUGUGCUAUAAAAACUUUGUAAAGACAAUAAUUGUUGUGUUACCCAAAUUUCUUCAACGUUUAAGUCAUAUUAUUGUUGUUACUUUCUUCUUUGUGUUCUUCAAGACUAUUUGGCACUUUGUAAAGUAUAUUAUUGAACCAAUGUAACCGUUUCUUCAUUUCAGUUGUCUCCAAAUAAUUUUAUUCACUUUAUUCUUUUUUUCCAUUGAUUAUAUGUCCAAUUGGAGUAUUUUGAAUCUAUAGUUUAUCGAUUACUUCUUCAACAUUUGACAUUAAAAAAUCAAUUUUUAUUAAAACCUUGAAAAAACAAUAAUUGUUGUGUUACCUAAAUUUCUUGAACGUGCAAGUCAUAUUAUUCUGGUUAUAUUCUUCUUUGGGUUCUUCAAGACCAUUUGGCACUUUGUUAAAUAUAUUAUUGAACCAAUGGAACCGUUUCCUCAUUUCAGUUGUCUCCAAAUAAUUCCAUUCACUUUAUUCUUUUUUUUUUCCAUUGAUUAUUCAUCCAAUAGGAAUCUCUUUAAGCAUAUCUUAUCGAAAGUAAGCAAAAAGUUCUUCUUUGAAUCUAUAGUUUAUCAGUUACUUCUUAUUCAAAAACAUUUCAUUUUUAUUCCAAUUAAAUCAUAUUCUUAUUUAUUAUUGAAUUUACAUUGAAAUAUUUGUGUUUCGGAAAAUAUAUUCAAAUGCAGUAUACAAAAUCUAGUUAACAAAAAAAAUUUAAUUGUUUGUUUAUUAUCAUUAUUUAUAUUUUUAUGGGGUUGUAACACUUCUUUAAAGCUAUGUUAUACUUGAAAAAUAUUAAUUUACUGCAGCUACAUCAUUAAUGACAAUUAUACUGUCUUUUCCUUCCAACCUUCAAUAGGUUGCAGGUUCAUACCCGACUCGAAGGACCAGUCAGUGAAAACUGUAUGAAAUUACUACGAAGUAAUCUCUGUAAAUAAAGGGGAAAUUUAGUAUUACUAUUGCAAAGAAUUAUAACUGUCGCAAACUGCAAAAACAGAAUAAUUGAAACUUAUUAAUUUAUAGUUUUAACACUGCAAAUGAGUUUGUUAUUAUAAAGAUAAAGAACUUUUCUAAAUUGUUUAUUAAAAAGCUGGUGACUAAACAAAGCGAACACGUUCUAAUCCCCGAAAUAAAUAUUUUUUUAUUAAAUUGUUGAUCCAUAUUUGCUUUGUUUACUUUCCUCUUUUUGUAAUUGAUGGCGAGAUUGGAAAAUGUAGAUUUUUUAAGUUGUUAAAUCAUAAUGAUUAUUAAAAUGACAAUUUUAUGAACA
This is a messenger RNA of Diorhabda carinulata, 4700 nucleotides long. It is a transcript of the gene fl(2)d, whose product is annotated as pre-mRNA-splicing regulator female-lethal(2)D. Lineage: Eukaryota; Metazoa; Arthropoda; Insecta; Coleoptera; Chrysomelidae. The transcript has 4 exons. The coding region runs from base 169 to 1167 and encodes 332 amino acids. Gene Ontology annotation, cellular component: nucleus. The record is from RefSeq and is a predicted model, not a curated record. Gene Ontology annotation, biological process: regulation of alternative mRNA splicing, via spliceosome.